CAAUUAAUAACGUUCGUUUACUAACUGUGGUUUAUUAACUUUUUAGUAUUUGUGAAAGUGCACAAAUGUGAGAAAUUAAAACAAAACCGCUGGACGUAGCUUCUCGGGAUCAACCAAAAAGUCUAUUGAAAAAGUCUCAGUAAAAAACCAGCAUUUUACUGAGAUUAUAUUUCAUCCCAUAUCAUCUCAUCUCAUUUAAUUUCAUUUAAUAAUUAUGCCAAUUGAUGUUUCAAAUUGAUCAACUUCGUUUUAGUUCACUUCAUAUUAUCAUUUUUCAUAAAAAAAUAUAUAAAUGAUUAGGCGUCAUUGUAUGAUAUCUUUGCCUAUCUAGCUGGAAAAAUAGUACUACAAACACACGUCAAGUCAAAAUACACUGUCAAGUAGGUACAUUUACUACCGUACCUACUUUCAAAUCAAACUUAUCUUCAGUGUUUCAAAUAUUUAAAACAUUAAUCUGUGAUAUUGUUAAAAAUUAUUACUUUACAACAUAAUUCAUAAUUUACAAUAGUAUACAGCUGGAUUUAACUGUAUAAGCGUACAAAUAUACCAUACAAAAUGUUGGUACUUGUCCUCGGGGAUCUUCACAUUCCUCACAGAUGCAGCAGCUUGCCAGCUAAGUUCAAGAAGUUGCUUCUACCUGGAAGGAUACAGCAUAUAUUGUGUACUGGAAACUUAUGUACAAAAGACUCCUAUGAUUAUUUGAAGACUUUGGCCAGUGAUGUGCAUGUUGUUAGGGGAGAUUUUGAUGAGAAUGCGACAUAUCCAGAGCAGAAAGUCGUCACAGUUGGACAGUUCCGCAUUGGACUGAUUCAUGGACACCAAGUAGUCCCUUGGGGCGAUGAAGAGUCUCUAGCUUUGAUACAGAGGCAGCUGGAUGUGGACAUCCUGAUAUCAGGGCACACGCAUCGCUUUGAGGCUUACGAACACGAGAAUAAGUUCUAUAUCAAUCCUGGUUCAGCUACUGGAGGUUACAGCCCUUUAUACAGGGAUCCUACUCCUUCGUUUGUGCUGAUGGACAUUCAGAGUUCGACAGUGGUCACCUACGUUUACAAGCUCCUCGGUGAUGAAGUCAAAGUUGAAAGAAUUGAAUACAAGAAGACAUGAUCUGUUAUACGUUCCGCCAUUUAGUAACAUGAGUGAAUAUUAUAACAGAAGUGUAACAUUAGUUUAUGAAUUUAUUUGGCUAAACACAUACACAUAUUUUUGAUAUGAUGCUAUACGGGUUGUACCGCAGCAAAUUACUAUUGGAAAAUAAACCAGCAGGCAAGUAUCAAUUUUUCUAAUGAAAUACGUACUUAACAAAUUUUCACGAUUGACUUCCACGGUGAAGGAAUAACUUCGUGUGAUAAAAAUCAAAUCCGCAAAAUUAUUAUUUAAUUAGCUGGUGAUAGGACGUCUUGUGAGUCCGCACGAGUAUGUACCACGACCCUGCCAAUUUCUGCCGUGAAGCAGUAGUGUGUUUCGGUUUGAAGGGUGGGUAGCCGUUGUAACUAUACUGAGAUCUUAGAACUUAUAUCUCAAGGUAGGUGGCGGCAUUUACGUUGUAGAUGUUUAUGGGCUCCAGUAACCACUUAACACCAGGUGGGCCGUGAGCUCGUCCAACCAUAUAAGCAAUAAAAAAAAAUAACUGAAAAGAUAUUUAUUUAUUCAAAUAAGAAAUCAUUAUCACUUUAAUAAGUUCGUCCCGUGAACAUCGCGUGCUCGAGGCCGUUGACCUCGCGGCUCAGCCUACGUGUAGGUAAUUGUUACAUUGCACGUAAUGCAAAUUGGUGAUAUGUAAUACAGUGAUGAUAAUAUUUUUCGAUCCUCGCGUUCUUAACUUUGUCUUGUUAACAAUAAUACUGAUGUAAUCUGUUAUCCCUUUAAGAUCCAAGUGUAACGGACAUAACAAGUAAUAAUUGCUCUGUGAUUAGCUUAAUCUUUUUCUUUAAUGAUAGGGUCAACGGAAAUUUGUUUUUCUUAUAAACAGUCUAGGAAUUAAACAUUUUCAAGUAAUACUUAAUGCUGUAUACUGGAUGCCCGAAGUCUUGAACCCUUACCGUUGCCAAUAAUCAAUAGAAGACAUGAGUGGAUGAAGGGGAUAUGAUAUAAUUUGUCAAUUUUGAGAAAACGGGCAGCAAGCUUUUCUUACUUGUACUUUUUCUUCGUACACAUUUGCAAUUUGUAAAAAUAGCCUUUAAACCCGGAGUUUUAAGAUGUAAUAAGGUUUAUAAGCACAUAACACCUUACAUUUAAUGUAAAAACUCAAAAAUCUUAAAUAUUGUACUUAACCCCUUCAUCCAUUUAUGUCUUCAAUUAACCUGACUGCGAGCUGUCUUCAACAUACUUUGCGGGUUCACUAGAUAUGGACUUUUAUAAAAAUAAAAUAUAUUUUUCUAGGCAAAUGAAUUUUAUUUACGUUUAAGUGCAUGUAGAUUUUUUUUGCGUCUAUUUCUUGGGAUCUUCGCCUUUGAGGUUCUAACAUUAAGUUUAUCAAAUAUAUUAAAUUGCAUGUAUUAUUACAUAAAAUCAUUACGUAAACAUGGUUGACAUUUCUGAAUUAUACAGGCGGUAGAUCGUACUAGAAACUUUCGCGUGAAAGCUCCGGGAACCACUUAAUAUCAGGUGCGCGUGAGUAUGUGUUUAAUAUGAAAAAUCGUGAAUACCGGAACGCAGUAUGCCUUGGAAGGGCAAGGAUGUUGUUACGACACAAUUAAAACGUAAACAUAUUCUUGCCAAAGUAAUUUAUUAUUUUUAAUUGAAUAGAAAAAUAUAAUAGAUUAUUUAAUUAUUAAAAUCCUUUUGAGUAAUGCUGUUAGAAUAUUCGCUCAUGUUUAAGCCCUUGGUUAUAUUACAUAAUAAGAUACUAAGCUAUUGUUUUUGUAAAUAAAAUUAUAUUGAAUAUGGA
Bombyx mori (domestic silkworm) is the source of this 2887-nucleotide messenger RNA. RefSeq names its product vacuolar protein sorting 29 (gene Vps29). NCBI's taxonomy places the organism in Eukaryota, Metazoa, Arthropoda, Insecta, Lepidoptera, Bombycidae. Gene Ontology annotation, cellular component: retromer complex; endosome. The record is from RefSeq and is a predicted model, not a curated record. Bases 556 to 1104 code for a protein of 182 amino acids. The transcript is spliced from 4 exons. Gene Ontology annotation, biological process: intracellular protein transport; retrograde transport, endosome to Golgi.